CAGGCAGCCCGACCGCCUGCUCGCUCGCUCGCUCUCCCGCCGAGCACAGCGUCUUGCUGGAUCAUGGCGUGGGGCUUGGGUGGUUGCAGGUUAAAAGUGGCCGCCGAAGGAACUCGCCCUCCUUCCUUCCCGCCCCGCGAGCUGAACUCUGAAGCCCGCUCUAAAUCUAAAGGUUUGCUUUAAGAGAUGACAACGGCAGAUCGGCUUGUGUGUUUGCCGCCCGUUGACAGGGUUUGCUGAGUCCGGAACCUCCUUUGGGCGUGAGGGAUUCGUGAAGAGGAGAGUGCUUCUGAGCGUGUGUAGAGUGCAUUUCUCUCUUUCCACUGCCCCCCGCAGUUGAGUAGCCGCACCAGGGAGCCUAGGUUCGCGUGGGAUUUCUGCUAGACAGGCUUGAGCCUCUAAUUUUAGAAACUUAAGGAUUUAUGGAAGGCGGGGGUGAGGGGGGAAAUGUCCUUUUUUUGGUCCAGCCCUCCUCCUGAUGUGCUAUCUUGCCUAGAAACUGAAGACGGCUUAAGACUGGUAUGCAUUGGAAAUAAAGUUUAAUAGUACUCAACUCCAUCCAAAAUAAUGGCUGCCAAUUUCUGUGAGAACUGUUCCUUUUCAUAUUUUCAACAUGGCCAAGCCUCCCAUCAUUCUGAAGCUAGUGGAGCUCUUCUGCUCAUCAUGCUUGGGAAAGUCAUGCUUAAUCUAUUUUUGUUACAAGUCCGAAAACCAAAUCUCCGUGAGAGUUAUAUGGGCUAUUUCUGCAAUUCACUAGCCUUUGUUGACUUUGUGCUUCUAGCGACAAUGUCCCUCAUUGCCUGUUUUCAGGAUUUCAUGCUUUUAGGCAUCCGAUUUACUGUGUAUCAUAUCUGCCUUCUGGCUCAGAUAGCAGCCCUUGCCUAUGGAAUCUUAUAUUACCCAGUUUCUUUUGUAGCUGGUUUGGAUUAUUACCUUACAAUAACCCAAACUUCCAAGCGUCCCAACAUGUGUUGGCGAUCACUAUACGCAGUUGCUGUUGCCUUCACAUGGAUUUCAGUUCUCUGUUAUGUUCUGAAUCUUCCAGGCAGCUCUAUAGGACUAGAGGUAAGCCAUUCCAAUUCUGCCUCCCAGUGCCCUUUCUACACCAGCAGCCAGAGCUACUGGCUGACGAUAGGCAUGGUGUUUAUCAUAUGCCUGGUUCUUGCAUUCUGUUGGUCAGAAGUUUUGGAUAUGGUAAAAUCAAUUAAACUAAUUUCUAUUGAGAGAGAGGUUGUUUUGUUCUUCCCUUACAUGCCCGAGUGCAGCUUCAGAGACUCUGCGAAGCAUUUUUUGACAAGACUUAUUAUCUGCUUUAUUGGCACUUGGGCACCAUUUGUGCUCCUUCAGAUGCUAAUCCUGCUCCUUGGUGCAGAGAUUCCUGCUUGCGUAGAGAUGAACGUUCCCUGGCUUUAUUUUGCCAACAGCUUUAUUAUUGGAAUCGCAUUUUGGGUCAGGCGCCACCAGAUUGAAAUGACAGAAGAGACUUGGGAUGUGGAUCCAUUUGUCAGCUGGAAAUUCUGCUUUGCCCCAUUCAACUGCCAAGAUGAAGAGAAAAGUCAAAAGCCCCCCACCCAAAGUUUCAUCUGUUAGCAAGCAGCUGUGAGAGAGGAAUAUUGAGUUACCAUAAUAGGUCGGGAAAUAUUGUAUUAAUCUGCGACAUUUGUAAACGUUUGUAGGUUUUUUGGAGGAUGAAUCACCAAUAUGUGUAUGUGAGCGGUGCUAUAAUUGUGUGCUGUUUACCAAGUUGGGUGCUUACAGGUGAAACUCAGAAAAUUAGAAUAUCGUCAAAAAGUGCAUCUUAGUAACGCAAUUUAUAUUAGAUGCAUGACAUGCAAAGCAAGAUAUGUCAAGUCUUUAUUUGUUGUAAUUGUAAUUAUUUGUCGUUAGGCGGGUCAAUUAUAAAUGGAAUGUAAAUAAUGUAAUGUAAUAGCGAUGUUUAUUUUUGUAUUAUUGUAACUAUUUGUUUUAUUAAUGUGGAAUUUCCAAAAGAAAGCAUUUGUAAAAAUUAAAAUAAAAAAUAAUAAUAAGUUGCAUUACUGAAAUAAAUGCACUUUUCGACGACAUUCUAAUUUUCCGAGUUUCACCUGUACUUCAAUAUAAUAACAAAUUACUGUCAAAGGUGCCCAACAGUGUUGUUUGUAAUAAUAACCAAAUUCUGCCCUCAUUUCAUUCAAGGCUCUCAGAUCCAGUGGAGGCUACCAUGGAUGGAAGGAGGUAGUUUUUGCAAUUUCCACCUUUCUCUUGCAGCCCUCCAUGCCACCUUCUCUGCUCCCACCAAAUGCUGUCCCAAAGGUUUCCUCAACCCUUGGAUCAGAUUUGGCGAUGGGGCAAGGGUUGCAGAAGGCAUGGGGAAUAAUAGAAAAUUGCCUCCUAGUGCCCUUCCAUGGAAGCUUCCACUGGAUCAAAGAGCUUCUAUGAAUGGUUGCCAUCGGGGAAAACACCAAUGGCUAAAAUGUUUUGAUUUGAAAGACAGAUAAAUUGAUCUUUUAAAUUAAUCCUUGACGAUACCUGAUGUGUGCGUAUUUUUAUAGGUUUUAUUACGAAUAUUGUGUAUGUGUGUUUUAAAUUCUAUUUCCCCUCUGAUUAUUUGCAGGGGGUUAUGGGUUGUUCUUGUUUUUAUUUUGAUUAAAUAUUUUGUGUUUUUAUAUUGUAUAGGGCGGUAUAUACAUUUAAUAAAUAAUAAAUAGUUUUAUUACACAGCGUUUGAACAACACAUUGGAAAUAAAGUAAUAAGUGGCUGUUACUCUUCCUUCAACGUGAAAAAAGACAUCAAACUAGACAAAUGGAAGUAGCUUUUAUUUCUGCAGCACUGUAUUCACACUUUCAAUGUAAAGUUUCAACUAUAAACCAAGUUGGUGAUGCAGUAGGUCAAAUAUUUAACCCCACAGGAAGCAAAUAUUACCACAUAAGAAUGCUCAAUUUAAAAAAAUGUGUGUGCCAAUAACAAAAGGUGCAAUUACAAGCAAAUUGAAGCAGCAAUAGUAUAAGGUGCUUUGAUUCAUCCUUUGUAUAAUCUGAUUAUUCAUGGACAGAUUUAAUAACAAGUAAAUUUUACAUCACUCCUACAGACCAUAACAAAUAUGAGAAUCUAAAAUUCAUCCACAUGCUAUGUAAAUAUGAAAGUGCUUUUUAUAUAAAAAGGAUACAUACAGAUCAAUUUUUACCGAAAUCACUGUGUGGCUUAUUCUUUAAAUGUAAAAAUGAUACAGCUGAAUUAGGAGAGGGAUAAUUUUUUUAAACUUUCACUGGAAACAAUGAAAGUGCCAAAUUGUUGCUACAUAUGCUUAAACCACUUGUUUAGGAAAAUCGAAGUACCAUUCCAUGAUACAAACACAGACGUACAUAUAGUACUAUUAUUUAUCGAAUUUAUAUACCACCCUGUACUCAGAGGUCUCAGGGCGGUUCACAGAAUAAAAUCAAAAUAUAAAACCACAAAAUACAUAAUCAAAAUAAAAGCAACAACCCAAUAAC
Zootoca vivipara (common lizard) is the source of this 3471-nucleotide messenger RNA. It is a transcript of the gene GPR160, whose product is annotated as G protein-coupled receptor 160. The record is from RefSeq and is a predicted model, not a curated record. NCBI's taxonomy places the organism in Eukaryota, Metazoa, Chordata, Lepidosauria, Squamata, Lacertidae. Gene Ontology annotation, cellular component: plasma membrane; signaling receptor complex.